CCCGCCCCCCGCCCCGUCAGAGGUCUGCCAAGAUGGCGGCCGCCGCCGAGAGCGACGGGGAGGAGGAGGAUUUGGUGAGCUUCGGCACUCCUCUGAAGCCCCUGGAGGAGGGUGAACGAAUUAAAAAACCAGUUCCUCUGCAAGAGCAGACUGUCAGAGAUGAAAAAGGACGGUACAAGCGUUUUCAUGGAGCGUUUAGUGGUGGUUUCUCUGCUGGCUAUUUUAACACUGUGGGUUCAAAGGAAGGAUGGGCACCAUCAUCCUUUGUUUCGUCAAGGCAGAAGAGAGCAGAAAAAAAUGUCCUGGGGCCAGAAGAUUUUAUGGACGAAGAGGAUCAUGAUGAACAUGGGAUAGCACCAAGGGAAAUUACAAUUACAGAUGAAUAUGCUUCCAAAAGCAAAGAUAAAAUAAAGGAGAAGGCCAGACAAAUUGCAGGAAUUGCUGGACCCAUCCCCGGAACCACAGUCUUGGAUGAAUUUAUAGCACCUGCAAAAAUAACUAUUGGUGUUGACCUGCUGAGAAAAAUGGGCUGGAAAGAAGGGCAAGGAAUUGGACCCCGAGUAAAGCGAAAACCACGCAAGCAAAAACCGGAGCCUGAUGUGAAAAUAUAUGGCUGUGCUUUACCACCUGGAUCUGAAGAUUCAGAGGAAGAAGAUGAAUAUCAGCCAGAAAAUGUGACAUUUGCACCUAAAGAUAUAAUGCCUGUGGACUUGACUCCUAAAGAGAAUGUGCAUGGACUUGGUUACAAAGGACUGGACCCCACCAGUGUCUUAUUUGGAGUUUCAGAAGAACAUCCAAACUUUUUCAGUCCAACUUCUGAAAAUUCAGCUUUGCUUGGUGAUUUGCAGCACAGUAAAGGACGGAAGCUUGGUAUUUCAGGCCAGGCAUUUGGUGUAGGAGCUUUAGAAGAGGAAGAUGAUGACAUUUAUGCAACUGAAUCACUUUCCAAGUAUGAUACUGUUCUGAAAGAUGAGGAGCCUGGAGAUGGGUUGUAUGGCUGGACAGCACCUAAGCAAUAUAGAAGCAAGCAGGGUAUAGAGAAAGAACUUAAAUGCAUUGGAAAAAUUUUGGAUGGUUUCUCACUGGCAUCUAAGUCAAUAACUCCCCCCAAGAUCUAUCCUCCUCCUGAUCUGCCAAGAGACUACAGAGCUGUCCAUUACUUUCGACCUGUGAUUAAAGAGAGCAGUGAGAACCCCCAUUUAGCUCAGACAUUAGCAGAAUCUACUGGGAAGCUUGAAAGUGAUGCAACGCAGCCAAGUAGACACCAAAAAACUGCUUCUCAGAGGAGGGAAUUGCUGGGUGAAACCAGUCUGAAAGGUCCGGCAACUUCUGUUCUUGAGUAUUUGUCUGAUAAAGACAAAGAGAGAAUCCAAGAAAUUAAACAGGCUGCAGAGCAACAGGUGAAAACACCGGUUCAGCCUCGACAACCCCUGCAUCACAGAGCCCAGCCAUCUACUCUACAAGAUGCUGCAACUCCACCCAAGUGGCAGUUAGUACUGGGGGCCCAGUUAGCCACAACUGGUUCCAGCGACUUCAAACCAUUUGCAAAAAAGCCAGAAAAACAGAAGAGAUAUGAAAAUUAUGUACAAAAUCUUAAACAUGGAAAAACCGGAGAGGUGCUAGAAAGUUGUUUAGACCCAAGCAUGACAGAGUGGGAGCAAAGAAGAGAACUAGAAGAAUUUGCUCGCGCUGCAAUGCUGUACAAAACCUCUAGUUCUGUCUUGUCUUCAAGAUUUACUUCUGCAAAGCAUGAGGACGAUGCUGACAAAGUAGAAAUCCCAAGAGAUCAAGAGACAGAUGUCGAUGACAAGGCAGCAGCUGCAAAAAUGAAGAUGUUUGGCAAGCUCACGAGAGAGAAGUUUGAGUGGCACCCUGAUAAGCUAUUGUGCAAAAGAUUUAAUGUUCCUGAUCCCUAUUCAGAGUCCUGUGUUGUUGGACUGCCCAAAGUGAAACGUGACAAGUACUCUGUAUUCAAUUUCUUGACAGUAUCAGAGCCCACAUCAACCACAUUAGGCCAGUUCCCAAAAGCAGGAGAACAACAGUCGAACACUCUGAACAAGCCAAAGAAGCCUUCAAGAUGGGAUAUGUCUGACAAAGAGAAGAAGAAAAAGGAUGCUAUCAGUGAGUUCAUAAGCUUAGCUCGAUCAAAGGUUGUUGUCCAGGAGCAGCCACAAACUCCAGUUGAAGCAAAACACAAAAAUGAGACUGAACCUGCUUCCAGUCAGAUAGCAGGUGAAGGCAUUGGCCCGAAGGAGGAAGUGCCAGAAGAAAGCAGGCCUUCUAUGGAUUUAUUUAAAAGUAUCUUCGCUAGCUCCUCAGAUGAAAAAUCAUCUUCAUCUGAAGAAGAGAGUGAUAAUGAAGAAGAAACAGUGACAGAAGCAGCUCCUGAGAAUUUGAAGCAGCAUGCUCAUUCACUUGAUGCUCAGGGUAAUAAGGACUCCAUCCAGAUGGCAUUCAGAGAUGACACCAAACAACUUUUUGGAAGUGAAGCCUCCAUACCUGAAGUUUCUGUCACUGUAACUUCAGCUGUGAAGAAAGCAGUUGAUCCAGAAGAAUUUGGACCACAGUUGCCUCCAAUUGCUUCCUCUGAUGCUUCUUUUAAGCACGAGGAACUACAACUUGCAGAAUCUCCUGAACUCACUAAGAAAGAAAAAUCUAAAAAGAACAAAGAAAAACACAAGAUCAAGAGAGAACACAAACACAAAAAGGAAAAAAAAAAGCAUAAGAAAUCAAAACGCAAGGGUAAACACAAGAUUAAGAAAUCUGAGAAGAACAAUACUUCAGACACAGCUAAUAGUGACAGUAACAGUGAAGAACAAAUGACAGAUAUACCACCACAAGAACUUUUAAGAAGGCUGAAGCAUCUUCCACUGGUAAAGCAGUAGCUUGGCUCCUUCAACAUUCUUUGGUCUCAAAGUAGAUCUCCUCUAUGAUGGCAGAUCAAUAGUACAAAGUAUAUUUGAAUGUCCUGUAUAUACUAUGUUUAUGUUGGAUUUGAUAGCAUAAAAGCAUGAGUUCUUUUUGUGGUUUCAAAGUUAAAGAACAGAGACAAUGUGGAUUGUUGGAAAAGAUUCUUCUCCUUUAAGUAUUAUAAUAAUGGAAAUAAUUUUGACAGUUCUGCAUUUUAAUGAAAAUAAGGAUGAAUUUUUUUAAUAAAACAAAAUUUACUAAUCUUA
Pogona vitticeps (central bearded dragon) is the source of this 3176-nucleotide messenger RNA. It is a transcript of the gene GPATCH1, whose product is annotated as G-patch domain containing 1. Gene Ontology annotation, cellular component: nucleus. Gene Ontology annotation, biological process: mRNA processing. Lineage: Eukaryota; Metazoa; Chordata; Lepidosauria; Squamata; Agamidae. Gene Ontology annotation, molecular function: RNA binding. The record is from RefSeq and is a predicted model, not a curated record.